Messenger RNA from Acanthosepion pharaonis, 534 nucleotides. The record is from the annotation of a GenBank genome assembly. NCBI's taxonomy places the organism in Eukaryota, Metazoa, Mollusca, Cephalopoda, Sepiida, Sepiidae.
AUGCUUAUUGGCAAGGAAAUCUUUUUGUUUUUCAUUUCCUCUCUCUCUCUCUCUCUCUCUUUCUCUCCUUCUCUCUCCAGCUCAAAUAUUCGAAUGUUUAGACCUAAUUCCAACCUUAAACCUUAUUUAACUCUCCAACCAAUACUCUCUGCUAAAAUUAUCGUCCCUCCUCUCCAACCAAUACUUUCUGCUAAAAUUAUCGUCCCUCCUCCCCAACCAAUACUCUCUGCUAAAAUUAUCGUCCCUCCUCCCCAACCAAUACUCUCUGCUAAAAUUAUCGUCCCUCCUCCCCAACCAAUACUCUCUGCUAAAAUUAUCGUCCCUCCUCCCCAACCAAUACUCUCUGCUAAAAUUAUCGUCCCUCCUCCCCAACCAAUACUCUCUGCUAAAAUUAUCGUCCCUCCUCCCCAACCAAUACUCUCUGCUAAAAUUAUCGUCCCUCCUCCCCAACCAAUACUCUCUGCUAAAAUUAUCGUCCCUCCUCCCCAACCAAUACUCUCUGCUAAAAUUAUCGUCCCCUCCUCCCCCUGCUAA